CGAUGAGUUAGCAGUUUGUUUGGAACAAUAAUCAUUAAUCUGUACACACAACUCACAAGUUAAAACUAGAAAAUUAACUUUACUCGCUGUUUAGUGUUCACAGAGUUGUUCAUUUCGGUAUUUCUAAAUCCAAGCGAUAUUCACAAUGGUUCUUGAAAGUACUAUGAUAUGUGUUGAUAACAGCGACUACAUGCGCAAUGGUGACUUUGUACCUACCCGUCUACAAGCUCAACAAGAUGCUGUCAACCUAGUAUGUCUUUCUAAGACUCGUUCUAAUCCUGAGAACAACGUUGGUCUUUUAACUCUAGCCAAUGUUCGUGUAUUGGCUACUUUAACCGCUGAUGUUGGUCGAAUUCUAUCAAAAUUGCAUCAAGUACAACCCAAUGGUGUCAUCAAUUUUCCUACUGGCAUUAGAAUCGCUCAUUUAGCAUUGAAGCAUCGUCAAGGAAAAAAUCAUAAAAUGCGUAUUAUUGCAUUUAUUGGCAGUCCAGUUGGCUUAGAUGAAAAAGAAAUUAUUAAGUUAGCUAAAAGGCUUAAGAAAGAAAAAGUUAAUGUGGAUGUUGUUUCUUUUGGCGAAGAGGCUGAAAAUUCUGAUGUAUUAACUGCUUUUGUUAAUACAUUAAACGGUAAAGAUGGUGGCGGCAGCCAUCUUAUUGCUGUACCACCUGGCUCGCAUUUUUCUGAAGCAUUAGUAUCAUCACCAGUUAUUCAAGGAGAAGAUGGUGCUGGCGGAGCAGGUCUUGGUGGAACUGGAUAUGAAUUUGGAGUUGAUCCUAAUGAAGAUCCUGAAUUAGCUUUAGCUUUACGUGUUUCUAUGGAAGAACAAAGAGCUAGGCAGGAGCAAGAAGCCCGCCGAGGUCAAGCCUCAUCUGCUGGUGCUGAAACUUCAACUGUUCGUCCGGAAACUAUUAAUGAAACUCCAACUGAAGAAGCUAUGUUGGAACGUGCUUUAGCUAUGUCAAUGGAAACUGCUGAAGAUGAGCCAAUGAUUGUACAGGAAGGAUCUGGUGCUUCAGCUUCUGGGCCGUCUGGUACAGCUGCAUCUCAAGUAGACUUCAAUAAUAUGACUGAAGAAGAGCAGAUAGCAUUUGCUAUGCAAAUGUCUAUGCAAGAUUCGGCAGCUGAAGAAAAAGCAUCUUCAUCAAGUGCUAAAUCUAAAGAGGAAGCUAUGGAAGUAGAAGACUAUUCAGAAGUCAUUGAUCCUGAAUUUAUUCAAAGUGUGUUGGAAAAUUUACCGGGUGUUGAUUCACAAAGUGAUGCUGUACGCCAAGCUGUUGGUCUUGUUAGUAAGGAUUCAAAGGAUAAAGAUCAAAAGAGCGAAAAGGAUAAAAGCAAUAAGAAAUAAGUGUAAAAGACAAAUUGGAAAAUAUAUUUUAUUAUACUUUAUAUUAUAUUUCUUAUUAUUAUAAUUUUUUUUUUUUUUAAUAACACAUCUAAUUAAAUAACUUCAGAAUCCAUUGAUUGCUAAAAUUGUAUUAAAUCAAAUCAUCCAAUUAUAUAGAAUUGUCUGAUGUUUACAUAAGUUUAAACAAUGUUUAAUUAGUCUAAAUAAUAAAAUCAAUAUUAUAUAUAAAAAUAUAAUUGGAAUAUUUAAUUGUUUCAAUUUAACAUACUUA
This is a messenger RNA of Aphis gossypii (cotton aphid), 1616 nucleotides long. RefSeq names its product 26S proteasome non-ATPase regulatory subunit 4 (gene Rpn10). Gene Ontology annotation, cellular component: nucleus; proteasome regulatory particle, base subcomplex; cytosol. The record is from RefSeq and is a predicted model, not a curated record. The transcript is spliced from 7 exons. Lineage: Eukaryota; Metazoa; Arthropoda; Insecta; Hemiptera; Aphididae. Gene Ontology annotation, molecular function: polyubiquitin modification-dependent protein binding. Bases 146 to 1345 code for a protein of 399 amino acids. Gene Ontology annotation, biological process: proteasome-mediated ubiquitin-dependent protein catabolic process.